Messenger RNA from Phytophthora sojae, 1473 nucleotides. RefSeq lists its product as hypothetical. Gene Ontology annotation, molecular function: protein binding. The transcript is spliced from 2 exons. The record is from RefSeq and is a predicted model, not a curated record. Bases 1 to 1473 code for a protein of 490 amino acids. NCBI's taxonomy places the organism in Eukaryota, Oomycota, Peronosporomycetes, Peronosporales, Peronosporaceae.
AUGGGUGGCCUUUUCUCCAGGAACUCGGUGGUUCCCCACCAGCCCCUCUCCAUUGUCGCGGCCAGUGCAGUGCCUCAAAACACGAAGACCAAGAGAAACAAGCAUCACAAAUUCAACACCUUGGUACCAGAACCACAAGGGCCUGCUCAUGCUUCACAGACCUCAACUCAAAACCCAGCCGCCUCCAAGUUUUCAGCAAGCAAUGAACCUCUGACUCGUGCUGACCUCCGGGUGCAGUUUCUCAAGGCUGUGAAGCGUGGUAACGUUGCCGAGAUGGCUGACUUAUUGCAGCGGUACCAACAGCCAAGGUCACUGAGCCCAGACUCGCACGAGGAUGAGAGAGAAGAAGGCAUCGAAGAGUUGGUCAACAUCCGAGGCAUGUGGGAAAGCACUCCGCUCAUCUCGGCUACGCAGUACGCGCACUGUGAAGCUGCGCUGUGGUUGCUGAGUCACGGUGCCAAGCCGCACGCUAGCAACGAGAAAUCCGUGACGGCGCUCUUGCUGGCUAGUCUGGAGGGUCUGACUCCUGUCGUUGUGGAGCUUCUUAGAACCGUGAAACAACCAACAUCAGAAGUGCCGACAAUCGACAAGCAAGUCGGCGUUGUGUACAAUCCGGCUGCAGACGUCAACGUACGCUUAAGCCCUCUUUUAGCAGCGAGCAUGAACGGCCACGUUGAAAUAGCUAGACUCUUACUGGACCACGGCGCUACUGUGAACCAGCAAGUACUGACCACGGUUGGCGCAGGAACAUCAGCGAGCACCACUUUUUCCCGGGGAUCAUCAGCUUUACUACUUGCUUCGAGAUAUGGACAUGGUGAGGUGGUGGCUCUACUUCUACAGCGAAAAGCAGACUAUACUUUGGUAGACGAAACAACAGAUUCUUCACCGUUGUUGUCAGCAUGCGAGCAUGGCCACGAGGAGUGCGCACUAUUACUUCUUGAAGCGAUGACAUCGCAGAGCAAGACUCCGCUCUCCAGUAACACUGAGACCGAGAGGUGGCAAGUUCCCAACCACCAAGGCUUUACGCCACUGCACUUUGCAGCCGCGAACGGGUUGCUUCGUGUGUGCGAGGCCUUGCUGUCAGCUCUAAAAGACCAGCAGAAUAGCCUUGAAGACGAGGUACUGGCGGCAGCUUUUGUGAAUGCCCGGGCUGGAGCCCGACGAGAGAGCGCAUUACUCCACGCAGUUCGGAAACGACAGCAUGAAGUGGCUCGACUACUGUUGGAAGCGGGUGCGGAUGCAGAGCUUGCCGACCGAGGCGGGAACACCGCGACGCAGGUGCUUGCUCGCAAUAAGCAAGAUGCACUGCUUCUAUUGUGCGAGGCCGCCAUCAGCAAAUCGCAGCGUCAGCUUUCGAGAGAGUCCCCCACCGUGGAAGGCAUACUCCUCUCCACAGAUUCCGGACCACACAAAGAAGAAGAGCUUCGAUCAGCCGAGUCUCACGCUCCGGACGCCAGUGCAGAGCUGUUUUGA